CCGAAAUUAACCAGAAAUCAGCCGCUCUGUUUUUGGUCUCCGCGCCGCAGUUCAUUCCCAGCUCCUCCUACUUCUACUCUGGAGCUCUUUGCAACAAGAGUAACAUUCCAAAAUCAACUUACCUCAGGCCUCGGGUUUCAACUAGGGUUUUUCGAUUUUCCAAUAGAAAUUGAUUAUCAUCGACUUCUAAACAUGGCAUUGCUCUUCAAGUUGAAGAGCCUCAGAUUGGGUUAUUCAAUACUUUCUUCUACAUUUGCUUCAAAAACUAAAAGGUUUGUUGUUGGAGAUCGAAAACCCUCAAAUUUUUCUCUUCAAAAUCAGUUACUCUGCCGACACUUCACCUCAGAAAUGUCGGCAAACCAACACAAUUUCACAGUCACUUACCUCAUAAACUCAUGUGGGUUGUCUCCAAAAGCUGCAAUUUCAGCAUCCAAGAAGGUCGAGUUGCAAACCCCAGAAAGAGCAGACUCCGUCUUGGCCCUUGUGAGAAACCAUGGACUCUCUGAAGCCCAGCUCUCAAAGUUUGUCAGGUUACACCCAGAAGUUCUUUUAGCCGAUCCUGAGCAAACCCUUUUGCCAAAGCUUCGGUUUUUCAUCUCUCUCGGGGUUUCAAAGGAGGACCUUGCGAAAACUCUGGCUUUCUGUCCGCAGAUUUUGUCAAGAAGCUUGGAGAAAGAGAUUUUACCCGAUUAUAAUUUCCUUAGGAGCUUGAUUCCUGAGAAAAAAGUUGUUUCUGUUUUGAAGAACAGCUCGUGGUUUUUCUUCGAAGGCCACUCCAAAAAUGUGGUGCCAAAUAUUGGUCUUUUGAGACAACUAGGUAUGCCCCAAUCAUGCAUUUAUCUGUUGCUGGCUCAUUAUAUUAAUGUUCUGAUGGUAAAGCAUGAAAGGUUUGGUGUAGUUGUGGGUAAGGUCAAGGAAAUGGGAUUUAAUCUGGAAAAAGCUACUUCCGUGUCUGCUCUACGUGUAUUGUGUGGUAGGCACAAGUCAGUAUGGAAUCGAAGUUGGGAACUUUAUAGGAGUUGGGGUUGGUCUGAUGACGAUAUUCUUUCUGCUUUCAGGCGGUAUCCGCAGUGUAUGAUUCACUCGGAGAAGAAGGUAAUGGAAGUAAUGGAUCUUUUAGUGAACAACAUGGGAUGGCCGUCAAGAAAGAUUGCCCAAUAUCCUGUGGUCCUAAGUUUGAGUUUAAAGAGGAGACUGAUCCCAAGGUGUUCGGUUGUUAAGGUUUUGUUUUUGAAAGGAGUUAUGGAUGAAAACUUGCAUUUGGGUUCUGUGUUGCUGCCUGUGGAGAAGCACUUCCUGGAGAAGUUUGUAACUGCAUAUCUCAAGGAAAUACCUCAAUUGUUGAAUGUGUAUCAAGGGAAAGUUGAAUUCCAGGAUGUAUGAUUUUUAACAGUUUUUAACACCUUGAUGCUGCAGUGUUUUGCUUGGAAAAUUGUUUUUGGUACAAUACACGUGUCUUGCCUCUGUUGGGGUCCAAUUUAAACUUCUCUGCAGUACGAAGAAGUACAAUUCAGUGACUUCAAAGCCUGCAAUCAAAAUGUGCACGUAAUGACUAGCUUACCGGGAUCCCUGGAGCAAGGCAUGUUCGGUGCUUACAUCAGUAUACAUGUCACCAUUUACAGGGGGGCAACUGGAUUUCCCAACACAACAGCACCAUCAGUUUUAACACCUUUCCUUAAAUAUGAAUGAUUACUAUUGGCAAUUGGGGACAAGUGGUGAAAUGAUUAUGUUAAUUGAUAUUAUUUUUCCUAUUUGAAUCUCACCUUUAAUUCCACUUAUAUGUAUACCUCUUUACGUAUUUAAAGAGGAGUUCUUCUAGUUCUGAUUGAAACUUAACUUAGCAUGCAUGCCAUUGAGUGCUGCAGACAAUUGAUCCCCUUCAUGCUUCUCUCUUGAGAUCAGAAAAUCUCCAGAGGCUUUAUAAUGGAUUCAUUCAUCCC
Messenger RNA from Prunus mume (Japanese apricot), 1940 nucleotides. The record is from RefSeq and is a predicted model, not a curated record. Lineage: Eukaryota; Viridiplantae; Streptophyta; Magnoliopsida; Rosales; Rosaceae.